Messenger RNA from Equus quagga, 7570 nucleotides. It is a transcript of the gene NRXN1, whose product is annotated as neurexin 1. NCBI's taxonomy places the organism in Eukaryota, Metazoa, Chordata, Mammalia, Perissodactyla, Equidae. The record is from RefSeq and is a predicted model, not a curated record. The coding region runs from base 1 to 4524 and encodes 1507 amino acids. The transcript is spliced from 22 exons.
AUGGGGACGGCGCUUCUCCAGCGCGGGGGCUGCUUUCUCCUGUGCCUCUCGCUGCUGCUCUUGGGCUGCUGGGCAGAGCUGGGCAACGGGCUGGAAUUCCCGGGCGCUGAGGGCCAGUGGACGCGCUUCCCCAAGUGGAACGCCUGCUGCGAGAGCGAGAUGAGCUUCCAGCUCAAGACGCGCAGCGCGCGCGGCCUAGUGCUCUACUUCGACGACGAGGGCUUCUGCGACUUCCUGGAGCUCAUCCUGACGCGCGGCGGCCGCCUGCAGCUCAGCUUCUCCAUCUUCUGCGCCGAGCCCGCCACGCUGCUGGCCGACACGCCGGUCAACGACGGCGCGUGGCACCACGUGCGCAUCCGCCGUCAGUUCCGCAACACCACGCUCUUCAUCGACCAGGUGGAGGCCAAGUGGGUGGAGGUCAAGUCCAAGCGCAGGGACAUGACGGUGUUCAGCGGCCUCUUCGUCGGCGGGCUGCCCCCAGAACUGCGCGCCGCGGCGCUCAAACUGACGCUGGCCUCGGUGCGGGAGCGCGAGCCCUUUAAAGGGUGGAUUCGCGACGUGCGGGUCAACUCGUCGCAGGCCCUGCCCGUGGACAGUGGCGACGUGAAGCUGGACGACGAGCCGCCCAAUAGUGGCGGCGGGAGCCCGUGCGAGGCGGGCGAGGAGGGCGAGGGCGGCGUGUGCCUCAACGGGGGCGUGUGCUCCGUGGUGGACGACCAGGCCGUGUGCGACUGCUCGCGAACCGGCUUCCGCGGCAAGGACUGCAGCCAAGAAGACAACAAUGUGGAAGGUCUGGCGCACCUGAUGAUGGGCGACCAAGGUAAAAGUAAAGGAAAAGAAGAAUAUAUUGCCACUUUCAAAGGAUCUGAAUACUUCUGCUACGACUUGUCUCAAAACCCCAUUCAAAGCAGCAGUGAUGAAAUAACUCUGUCCUUUAAAACCCUUCAGAGGAAUGGACUGAUGCUUCACACUGGGAAAUCGGCUGAUUAUGUCAAUCUUGCCCUGAAAAAUGGAGCUGUCUCUCUGGUCAUUAAUUUGGGAUCAGGGGCCUUUGAAGCACUAGUGGAGCCCGUGAAUGGAAAGUUUAAUGAUAAUGCCUGGCAUGAUGUGAAAGUCACCAGGAAUCUGCGUCAGCACUCAGGCAUUGGACACGCUAUGGUGACAAUAUCAGUGGAUGGGAUUCUUACCACAACGGGCUACACGCAAGAAGAUUAUACCAUGCUGGGCUCUGAUGACUUUUUCUAUGUUGGAGGCAGUCCCAGCACAGCAGACCUUCCAGGGUCACCAGUCAGUAACAACUUUAUGGGCUGUCUCAAAGAGGUUGUAUAUAAAAAUAAUGAUGUAAGGCUGGAAUUAUCUCGACUUGCCAAGCAAGGAGACCCUAAGAUGAAGAUCCAUGGAGUGGUGGCAUUUAAAUGUGAGAAUGUUGCAACUUUGGACCCAAUCACCUUUGAAACCCCAGAGUCUUUCAUCUCUUUGCCUAAAUGGAAUGCAAAGAAAACAGGCUCGAUAUCCUUUGAUUUCCGCACAACAGAGCCAAAUGGCCUCAUCUUAUUUAGCCAUGGCAAGCCACGACACCAAAAAGAUGCCAAGCACCCGCAGAUGAUAAAGGUUGACUUCUUUGCUAUUGAGAUGCUAGAUGGCCACCUCUACCUCCUCUUGGACAUGGGGUCAGGUACAAUAAAAAUCAAAGCCCUGCAGAAGAAAGUGAAUGAUGGAGAAUGGUAUCAUGUGGACUUCCAGAGAGAUGGACGGUCAGGUACCAUUUCUGUCAACACACUGCGCACACCCUACACUGCUCCUGGUGAGAGUGAAAUUCUGGACCUGGAUGAUGAAUUGUACCUGGGGGGCUUGCCGGAGAAUAAGGCUGGGCUUGUCUUCCCCACCGAGGUGUGGACUGCUCUGCUCAACUACGGCUACGUGGGCUGCAUCAGAGAUUUGUUCAUUGACGGCCAGAGCAAAGAUAUCCGGCAAAUGGCUGAAGUUCAAAGUACUGCUGGAGUGAAGCCCUCUUGCUCAAGGGAAACAGCAAAACCGUGCCUUAGCAACCCUUGCAAAAACAAUGGCAUGUGCAGGGAUGGGUGGAACAGAUAUGUCUGUGAUUGUUCUGGAACAGGCUAUCUUGGCAGAUCCUGCGAGAGAGAGGCAACAGUUCUGAGCUAUGACGGGAGCAUGUUUAUGAAAAUCCAGCUCCCGGUGGUGAUGCACACAGAGGCUGAGGAUGUGUCCUUACGGUUCCGAUCCCAACGUGCAUAUGGCAUUCUCAUGGCAACCACCUCUAGAGACUCUGCAGACACCCUCCGCCUGGAACUGGACGCAGGGCGUGUGAAACUGACGGUCAAUCUAGAUUGUAUCAGGAUUAACUGUAAUUCCAGCAAAGGUCCCGAGACCCUUUUUGCCGGCUAUAACCUCAAUGAUAACGAAUGGCACACAGUGCGUGUGGUUCGUCGAGGAAAAAGUUUAAAGUUAACAGUGGAUGACCAACAGGCCAUGACAGGUCAAAUGGCGGGCGAUCAUACAAGACUGGAAUUUCAUAACAUAGAGACUGGCAUCAUCACAGAACGACGGUAUCUGUCUUCUGUCCCCUCCAACUUUAUCGGACACCUGCAGAGCCUGACGUUUAACGGAAUGGCAUACAUUGACUUGUGUAAAAAUGGCGACAUAGAUUACUGUGAGCUCAAUGCCAGAUUUGGCUUCAGGAACAUCAUAGCAGACCCUGUCACCUUCAAGACCAAAUCGAGCUAUGUUGCCUUAGCUACAUUGCAAGCCUACACUUCUAUGCAUCUUUUUUUCCAGUUCAAGACAACAUCCCUAGAUGGGUUAAUUCUAUAUAACAGUGGGGAUGGAAAUGACUUUAUCGUGGUUGAAUUAGUUAAAGGGUACUUACAUUAUGUGUUUGAUUUGGGAAAUGGUGCUAACCUCAUCAAAGGGAGCUCAAAUAAACCUCUCAAUGACAAUCAGUGGCACAACGUGAUGAUAUCAAGGGACACCAGCAAUCUCCACACGGUGAAGAUUGACACGAAAAUCACAACACAAAUCACCGCGGGAGCCAGGAACUUGGACCUCAAGAGUGACUUGUAUAUAGGUGGAGUGGCUAAAGAAACAUACAAAUCCUUGCCAAAACUCGUCCAUGCCAAGGAGGGCUUUCAAGGCUGCCUGGCAUCAGUUGAUUUAAAUGGACGCCUGCCGGACCUCAUCGCAGAUGCUCUUUUCUGCAAUGGACAGAUUGAGAGAGGAUGUGAAGGGCCCAGCACAACCUGCCAAGAGGACUCAUGUUCCAAUCAAGGUGUGUGCCUGCAGCAAUGGGAUGGCUUCAGCUGUGACUGUAGUAUGACUUCCUUCAGUGGGCCACUCUGCAAUGACCCUGGGACAACGUAUAUCUUUAGCAAAGGUGGUGGACAAAUCACAUAUAAGUGGCCUCCUAAUGACCGGCCAAGUACACGAGCAGACAGACUGGCCAUAGGGUUUAGCACUGUUCAGAAAGAAGCUGUACUGGUGCGAGUGGACAGUUCUUCUGGCCUGGGUGACUACCUAGAGCUGCAUAUACACCAAGGAAAAAUUGGAGUUAAAUUUAAUGUUGGGACAGAUGACAUCGCCAUCGAAGAGUCCAAUGCAAUCAUUAACGAUGGGAAAUACCAUGUAGUCCGUUUCACGAGGAGUGGUGGCAAUGCCACAUUACAGGUGGACAGCUGGCCAGUGAUCGAGCGCUACCCUGCAGGAAACAAUGAUAACGAGCGCCUGGCGAUUGCUAGACAGCGAAUUCCAUAUCGACUUGGUCGAGUAGUUGAUGAAUGGCUACUCGACAAAGGGCGUCAGCUCACAAUCUUCAAUAGCCAAGCAACCAUAAUAAUUGGCGGGAAAGAGCAGGGCCAGCCCUUCCAGGGCCAGCUCUCUGGGCUUUACUACAAUGGCUUGAAAGUUCUGAAUAUGGCAGCCGAAAAUGAUGCCAACAUCGCCAUAGUGGGAAAUGUGAGACUGGUUGGUGAAGUGCCUUCCUCUAUGACAACUGAGUCGACAGCCACUGCCAUGCAGUCAGAGAUGUCCACAUCAAUUAUGGAGACUACCACGACCCUGGCUACUAGCACAGCCAGAAGAGGAAAGCCUCCUACGAAAGAACCCGUUAGCCAGACCACAGAUGACAUCCUUGUGGCCUCAGCAGAGUGUCCCAGUGAUGACGAAGACAUUGACCCCUGUGAGCCGAGCUCAGGUGGGUUAGCCAACCCGACCAGGGCAGGCGGGAGAGAGCCGUACCCAGGUUCGGCGGAAGUGAUUCGAGAGUCUAGCAGCACCACGGGCAUGGUUGUGGGGAUAGUAGCCGCUGCCGCGCUGUGCAUCCUCAUCCUCCUCUACGCCAUGUACAAGUACAGAAACCGGGAUGAAGGCUCCUACCAUGUGGACGAGAGUCGAAACUACAUCAGUAACUCAGCACAGUCCAAUGGGGCUGUUGUAAAGGAGAAACAACCCAGCAGUGCGAAAAGCGCCAACAAAAAUAAGAAAAACAAGGAUAAAGAGUAUUACGUCUGAUCCCACGAUCUUAAAAGGACCCUUGUAUAGAAAUAGUCUUCAUUUUAUCUGAGACAUAAUAUAAACUUAUUUACUUUCCUUUUUAUGAAGCACAUACAAAAGAAGACAGGGAAUGCAAUCAGGAAGGAAAGACUGUUUUUAAAAAAUAAAAACAAGUAUCUCAUGCUCUUGUUUCUCCAAAAAAGAAAAAAAAAAAGGACAGGGGCCAAUAAAUUCCCUAACAUGCGCAGUGUUUUCAUUUACUCUGCCUGUCUUUAUGUUGCUGGAACAUUUGUGAAAGACAGUGAUGACCGCACGCAUUCAUAAAGCAAAGGAGUAUUACAACAUCAAGGCACAACACAAAAACAACACAAAACACAACACAAAAAAAGAAGCUACCUAUGAUCCUGGAUUUAGCCAAAGUGCUAGCGCUUUCCUGAGAAGUCAGUUAGUCUGAUUGCCAGAGAAGACUGUGUCAUUUUGAGUGACUCAACCUGCAAACCUUUAGGAGUUUGCCACCUGGCGCAACUGGAGCAAUGGUUGGAACUUGCAUUUGAAACAAAGUGCUGGCUUUUUUGAAGACUUGUGUAGGAACACAUUCAAAAAGCCCCUUUCUGGUUGUGAGGGAAAAAAAAAGUAUGGAGGCCUUAUUUUCAACAAUGUGAAAUAUAAGGCACAUUUUCACACUAAAAUUUCAAAACGAAAACAAGAGGGCAUAGAUGCAAUCAUUGGGAAAUUUUCAUGCACGCUUAAUAUGUUAUUACAUAUGUUUAUAUAAAAUCCAUCUCUGUGUGCUUUCUGGACUGUGAUAAGUGACGUUUUAUAGCCUGUUGUAUAGAAAAUGCAAAAUAUAUCUCUGCUCUUCAGCCAUUUUUGGUAAAUUCAAUGUUAUAAGUGUUGCUAAGUAUAGGGAGUUUUAUGACAUCGGAGCAACAAUUAUUUCAGGGUUUUUGGUUUGUUUGUUUUUUUUUGCCACCAGUAUAAAUUGCCACAAUUACUUACUUUUUUUAAAAAAAAAAAUUACAAUGUAGUGUUUAUUCUAAGGAAGAUAUGUAUGAAUGUAUAUAAAAACACUCAACUACUUUUUUUCUUACAUGUACAGCCUUCAUUCUGUUGCAAUUAAGUUUUAGUAUUUGUAUGAAAGGUGUGAAUUAGAAGGUAAAAUAUAUACAUAUGUAUCUUAUAAUCUUCUUUUCUCCCCCAAAUUACUCACAUUUCCCGCAUACAUUCACCAUGCACAGUCACAAAAACACAGACACGCACUCUCUCACACACACACAAAUCCAGCGGAAUCCAUCAGAGAUGACAGAAGAACCAAACAUAAAUAGAGGAAAUAUUAUUGACAAAUUGAGAAGCAGGAAGGAAGAUAGUUGUGCCAAGGCAUUGAUGACAAAUGGGGUGAUUUGCUUCAUUGAGAUCACGCUCCCAGGAAACCUCGGGAAGAUUUUAGUUGCUAAUGAAAUGGAACCUUUUCUUAUCAUAUAGAAUAUCAGUGGUAUGUUGCUGCACGAACAGGAACCAUUAUGUGGGCAGGUUAUGGAAGCAAAAUUGUUUGAUCUACAUCUUAACCCUGGCUGCUGCAGUUGAAAACUUUGUUUCCAAUAAAAUUAUAUAGAUAUAUUCUCUGAACCUGAUGUGCAUGAUAAACAUUUUGGAAAGUAAACACUUUCUCAACUAAGGAAGUAUUUUCAGUAAUUUUUGAUUCUGUAUUACUAUUCAUCUAAAAAAGUCAUUCUUUGUUGAUUAUUGACUAUAUUUUAACUUUUCUGGUUUUACAUCUCUAUCAUUAAAUAUAGUUUUAGCUUAACACACAUUAAGUAGAAAAGUAUACAUUACACACUUGUUUUUGCAUAUUGUUUCAAUGAUGUUCAUAGCAAUAAAUUAUUAGUAUGAGAAGGUAAUGCAAAGGAAGAUGCAUUAUUAGAUUGGAAGGUGAUGCCUCAGAAAAAAUUGGUCGCAUUACUUUAACAUCUCCUAAAAGAAUGAUAUUAGAUUUCACAGAAGAGAAGAAUACCUUUACAAUUAGCUUUAAUCAGCAAAGGCAAAAAAUGCAAAACAUCUUUUGUGAUACUUUAGUUGAUGAAAAAAGCCAAGAAGUGGCCUGGAUUUCAGACAUACAGCACCCUAGAAAUAUGUAUAGUUCAUAGCAAACCACCACUAUCUAUGGUUGCCAAGUAAUUGUGGUGCAUGAAAAGCCUUAAAGGUUUUUCAUGACCCAGAAAGUAGAGGUAUAAAACUAAAAUUUAAUAUCCAUUACUUGUGUUUCAGAUUUUCUUAUUUUCUUAAUUUGCCAGGUUAAAGAAUUCAUAAGACUUUUUCUUUUCCUCUCAUUCAGUCUUACUCAGGGAAAGCCAGUGAAAUAAGGUAAAUAUAAAACCACUAAUUUACCGUUUGAGGUUUUAAAGAGAAAUGGUUGCUUUUCCAUUUGAUCUACUGAACUUGAACUAGUUUCCAUCUGGAAAGAUUCUAAAAUAUGAUAGAAAAUAAAUUGAAAAAUGGUAUUUUUUAAGCAGUAUAUCUAUGAAGCAUGUUGUUUGGGAUUGGUUUCAAUGUUUCUUUCCAGCAUAAAUUUUAGAAUUUCAUUCAAUCAUGUAAUCUCAUAUUGUCAGUAUAAAUGUUUCUAACGUUAUUGGCCUACAUAAAAUUGGAAAUUUUUUUCUUUUUUUCUUCUUUCUUUCUUUUUGAAUGGAGAAAGAAAAGAGAGGAACAUGAGCUAGAGAGAGAAAAAGACAUGAAUAAAAUCUCAAGUAUCUUCAUACCAAACAUAUCAGGGUUCCAUGCACAGUUUGCAGUUAGAGGAUUUCACACUACCUGGCAUAAAUUUGAUUACAUCUCUAGACUGCAACUUUCCUGAUUGAGUAUGCUUCUUUUUUAUCCAUGUAAUGUGUUGCCUUUUUUAAAAAACAAAUACUACAAUAACGUGUGAGGUGGUCGAUCCAUAAGACAUCAAAGAAAGGCCACAUGACCCUACCCUUCUAGUGCUUUGUGUGAUUGGAUAUCUAAGGGUUUUGUUUUGAUUUGGUUUUCUGUUGCAAGGCCAAUUUAUCCAUUAUUGGAAAUGCUAAGC